This is a messenger RNA of Carassius auratus (goldfish), 2899 nucleotides long. RefSeq names its product serine/threonine-protein phosphatase 2A 55 kDa regulatory subunit B delta isoform-like. The coding region runs from base 282 to 1154 and encodes 290 amino acids. Gene Ontology annotation, cellular component: protein phosphatase type 2A complex. The transcript is spliced from 7 exons. The record is from RefSeq and is a predicted model, not a curated record. Gene Ontology annotation, molecular function: protein phosphatase regulator activity; protein binding. NCBI's taxonomy places the organism in Eukaryota, Metazoa, Chordata, Actinopteri, Cypriniformes, Cyprinidae.
CGCCUGCUCUCAAGAGGGGAAUACAACGUGUACAGCACCUUUCAGAGUCACGAGCCUGAGUUUGAUUACUUGAAAAGUUUAGAAAUCGAGGAGAAGAUCAAUAAAUCAGAUGGCUCCCGCAACAGAACGCUGCACACUUUCUCCUUUCUGCAAACGAUAAAACCAUCAAACUAUGGAAGAUCAGUGAAAGGGACAAACGAGUAGAUGGAUAUAAUCUUAAAGACGAAGACGGAAGACUGCGAGAUCCGUUCCGAAUCACAACACUACGGGUUCCUGUGCUGAUGCCGAUGGACUUGAUGGUGGAAGCAAGCCCACGCAGAAUAUUUGCUAAUGCACAUACAUAUCACAUCAAUUCCAUUUCAGUAAAUAGUGAUUAUGAAACAUACCUUUCUGCAGACGACCUCAGAAUAAACCUCUGGCAUUUAGAAAUCACAGAUAGAAGUUUUAACAUUGUAGAUAUAAAACCAGCCAAUAUGGAGGAGCUGACGGAGGUGAUAACGGCGGCCGAGUGUCACCCGCACCAGUGUAAUGUCUUUGUGUACAGCAGUAGUAAAGGAACCAUCCGCUUGUGUGACAUGAGGGCCGCCGCGCUCUGUGAUAGACAUAGCAAAUUUUUUGAGGAGCCAGAAGAUCCCAGCAGCCGGUCGUUCUUCUCAGAAAUCAUCUCCUCCAUAUCUGACGUCAAGUUCAGCCACAGCGGUCGAUACAUGAUGACCCGCGAUUACCUCUCUGUUAAGGUUUGGGACCUGAAUAUGGAGAACCGGCCCGUAGAGACCUACCAGGUACACGAGUACCUACGUAGCAAGUUGUGCUCUCUCUACGAGAACGACUGCAUUUUCGACAAGUUUGAGUGCUGUUGGAACGGUUCAGACAGUGCCAUUAUGACGGGUUCCUACAACAAUUUCUUCAGGAUGUUUGACAGGAACACGCGCAGGGACAUCACACUGGAGGCAUCGAGGGAGAACAGUAAACCCCGUGCCAUUCUCAAACCCCGCAAGGUCUGCACCGGAGGCAAACGGAAGAAAGACGAAAUCAGCGUGGACAGCCUGGACUUCAACAAGAAGAUCCUACACACCGCCUGGCACCCGAAAGAGAACGUCAUAGCUGUGGCCGCCACCAACAACCUGUAUAUAUUCCAGGACAAAAUGAAUUAAAAAAGAGAGAGAGUGAUUUAAAAAUCAAGAAGAAACAAUAAUCAAGAAAACGAAACAUCCCUUCCUCCCCGUUCCCCCCGCACAGGUUGGAGGACGCUCAAGAAAUCUCGUACUUUGCAAUGAUAAGCCUAGUAGUUAAAUCUGUAAGAGAAAUAUGGCCCAGUUAUCAACCUGACAAUGAAGCAAAGCACUUCAACUUAAGCAGUGAGCUGAGAGACGGACUAUAUAUCAGUAAUUCACGAUGUUCCCAAACUAAAAUGAAUAAGGAAAGGCUGAUAUCAACAACCCUCCAGUAAAGGAACAGACAUCAAUCAGCAUUCACAAAAGUCAUACAUGUAUUUGUCUUUCAGCUGAGCCUAACGUUUUUUUGAUCUGAUGACCAAAAGUACGGAAGCGCACCAGGAUGAGUAACGUCUCGCUGUCAGUCGUAUGUAUACUCGCUGUUCGAAAUUCAGGCCUUCAUGAGCGCUUGUUUAAUGCCCGUUAACAUUCCUUCCUCUGGGCCGACUCUCAGGCCUUCAUGUUCUACCUUUUUUAAGCACUUAAAACAGGUCUCCAUUUUGGUCAGGUUUAUUUUGUUCGUUUCUUUCGGUUUUAUUUUUGUUCUGUUUUGAUUUUAUACUUUUUUUCUUGUUUUCUCAUGCAUAAUAAUAUCUACUCACUGACUGUAUCUAUAUAUCACACCAUCUGGUGUCGAACCACUUAAUAAAAGUAACGUAACUACAAAGAGAAAGCGUUUUCACGUUAUGAGCAGGUAUGUAUGAUUUUUACGUUCUGUAUUUGCAUGUAAUCUGCAUAUGUAGAUCUGGAGCGCAAGUGGGUAAAAUGUGAAAUCAUCCUGCCAAACCCAAAUCUGCAGCAUUAUUGGGGAUUACCAUAAAAAAAUAAAAAAAAAUUGGUGAUUGAAAUGACUUUCGACGAAAACAAAUUGGCCCAAAUUUUUUUUUUUUUUUUAACUUUAUGAAUGCAACAUUAGCUUGUAGGUCGGCUGAGUCAAAAAAAAAAAAAAAAAAAGUCUGAAAACACAAUUCCCUCAUAAUGUUCAGCUGGGAAGCAAAUCUCCAUAUUGUACUACUUGAAUUUGCAGUUGCACUGUUUGAUUGAGGACAUUGGCCAUGAAAUGCAUCAGUAUUGCUGUCUAUUUCACUUAAGAGUUUUCAUUUUACGUAUUUGUUUUUUGUUUUGUUUUUUUUUACUUCGUAAAGGGAUUCUACCGCCUUAAGUCUGUCUGUUAGUCCUAUAACAGUCCUCAACCGGUAACCUUGAGGACUACAUGAUCUCAAAAACCUGUCGCCCAUAUGAUGCCCAGCUACCUUUGACAUGCAUUAUUUUUUUAUUUUAGCACUCCAUUUGUCUGUUCAUGUGCUGCUACGGUUUGUGAGGCUUAGUAUUUGGACACUAAUAUACGAGAUGUCGGUGACGACUGUCGCGAAACACUCAAAUCAAAACCACAUCAGAAUGAGGUUUAAAGAAACCUUUGACAACAUACAGUUUGUGCGCUGCUGAAUUUUGACAUGCGGCUGCAAAAAUGAUGUCAAAAUGACAAACGUAACUUAACGGUUGACAAAUACAAAGUUGUUGUUGUUCUAGCUGAUUGUGACGCUCUUUAAAUCUGGGAACUGACAGGUCGGAUACGUACUCCCAGACCUUGUUCCUUGUUAAAUGAUGAUGAUGCUAACAUUGUGAAAGUGUACACUUGUUUGAUUAUUUUUGACCAAAGUUAAAUAAAAUUUUAAUUGUGUUUA